CCGCCGGACGGUUUUAUAUCGUUAUCGUCCAUCGUUGAAGUGAUACCGUUAUUUUCGUGGCUGGUGAAGUGAGUGUUGGACACUAACGGGAUUCCCUGUGAAUUCAUUGAAGCAGACACAACAAGCGAGAGGAAGAAACCCUGCACGCGAGCGCUGUGUGCUGGUGUGUUAUCGCCGUAGCACCAUCUUCGACAUCAUCACCGCGUGGUGCGAUACACGGGUUCAGCUGUACCGAACGAUCAACACGCAGCACCGUUAUAAAUAAUCCGCACUGUUUAUUUCGGAUUGCAGGCAUGGAUAAUAUCCGGAGUAUAUAAAACAAUCACAAUGGAAUCUUGCGGAGUGACCGUAAUACCGGAAGCUGUAAACAUGUGAUCGAACCUCAUAACACAAAAUCAAAGUCAACUAAGUAGUUUCAAAAAUUAUACCAAUCAAGAUCUUCAUGAAAAACACCUACUUGCUGAAAAAAUUAAAACUUACCCAACUCGCACAACAUCUGUCAAAUCAGCAGAAUUUUUUCCGAUGACUCCACGCGCCUGUAACAUGUGUACGAAGGAUUGCUACAAAGUUUUCGGCUACUUCCUGGGAUUCAUGUGGAUUAUAACGUGCUUCUACUAUACGAUGGAGACCAUGGAGCUGUUGAAGUUGAUGAAACUACAAUGCUCCGAGCGUAGUGCUGCGAUGCGGCUUCAGUUCGACGACGAACUUGUGUCCAAAGUUUGUGAGUUCUACUCCCAUUUGGGCAAUUUUCUACCGUAUCACGUGGUCACCACACUGAUAAAAAUGCUUCCAGGAAUGAUACUCAUAAUUGGAAUAUACACGAAUAACAUAACAUUGCUGAAGGUUUUUGUUGCCUACGCAUUUUUAGAAGAAAUAUUUUUCAUUGUUGUUUUUUCCAAAAUCUUUACGCUUAUAAACAUCGAGGGUGGAAUGAGUGCAUGGUUCUUUUGGAUAUUGGCGUUUUCCUGUGCUAAAAUAAUAUUUGGUAUUUGGAUUAUACUUGGAGUCUUUGCGGCCAUUGGCGAUAACAGAAGAACCAUCCCUAGAUAUGUGUGAAGAGCUUCGGAUUGAUUGAGAAACCAUUUUGCUUGAAUCUUUGGAAAGACGUCAUAAUGAAUUAUUUAUUUGCCUAUAAAUACAAAUUAACAACUGUAUUAACAAUAUUGCAAAAUAAUAGCUUAUUCG
Messenger RNA from Toxorhynchites rutilus septentrionalis, 1185 nucleotides. RefSeq lists its product as uncharacterized. The coding region runs from base 523 to 1056 and encodes 177 amino acids. The transcript has 5 exons. Lineage: Eukaryota; Metazoa; Arthropoda; Insecta; Diptera; Culicidae. The record is from RefSeq and is a predicted model, not a curated record.